Messenger RNA from Spirometra erinaceieuropaei, 672 nucleotides. NCBI's taxonomy places the organism in Eukaryota, Metazoa, Platyhelminthes, Cestoda, Diphyllobothriidea, Diphyllobothriidae. The record is from the annotation of a GenBank genome assembly.
AUGCAGCGCUACAAGGAGGCCCUGAAGAUAUCCUUGAGGCGCCCACGCAUCGGCCCGAGAGACUGGAAGACCUCGCCCCAGACCGACAACCUAGCGGAGGACAGUGAAGACAGGCGCAGGGCUCUACUAAGCCAACCGCAUCACCGCCGCCAAAGCCAAACACAAAGCUCGGAUAUCUCAACUGCUCCCGCCUCGCAACGCAAACAAUCCACCGUCCCCGACUUGCCUACUAUGCCGGAGGACGUUCCAUGCACUGAUCGGUCUUAUUGGACGACUUCGUACCAACUGCAGCACCCGGACGACCCCACCCGAUGUCCCCCGUCCGCACCUCCCUUGUCCCCCACGUCGACAAUCAACAGUGACCGCCCAUCUGAACCCCCAGUGCCAUCCUCCUCCGUCGCCAAAACAUCCACUGCGACGGCUUCGGCACCCACCGCCACUGCACCGUCAAAUGCCAACCUCACUACCGCUACUAUCAGCGAUGUGGACUCGGUUCAUACCUGUCCUCAUUGCGAUCGUACCUUCAGCUCACACAUCGGUCUGGUCGGUCAUUUGCGAAUACAUCGCACAGCGACUGGCGAACCGGUGCCUGGAGCACCACUAUCCACCAGACGCAUCCGCCUCAACUGCCCUCACUGCGCCCGUACAUUCACCCGUCGCAUGGGCCUAUAA